AUGGAAAUUGCCGAUCCCACUCGAGACCUAAAUCGAGAACCAAAUCAAGAGAAAAACUCCUUCAAAUCCGUCCUCCUAAAUAAAGUGGAAUCACUAAAUGACAGCCACCUAAACCACUACAAUGGCAAAAUGCCUUUAAACUCAGGUGAAUCAGAAGACACAAUUAACCUAAGCAAUGAAGAUAGGGAAAGAAUAUACGCUAUGUGGAAAUUCUCUGUAAUCUUCAAGCUAUUCAAAAAAAGACUUGCCCACAACUACUUAAAAACAAAACUCACAGAUCUAUGGAAACCAUCAGAACCCCUAACUCUAGUGGAUCUUGGAAACGAUUACUACAUUGCAAAGUUCACCAAUCCGGACAAUAUGCAGAAGGCUCUUCAUGGAGGACCAUGGUUUGUUACAGGGGAUUUCCUCUCAGUAAGACACUGGGAGCCUAAUUUUAUCCCAGAGAAAGCCACACAAACACACAGAGCCAUUUGGAUAAGGCUACCUCAUCUUCCAACAGAGUUCUACGAUAAAUCAAUUUUGAAAAGAACCGGCCACAAACUAGGAACAUUACUCAAAAUUGAUACUUGUACUACAACAGCUUUGAGAGGAAGAUAUGCAAGAAUUUGCAUACAAAUUCCACUCGAUGCACCAGUGAAGACUCACAUCAACAUCGAGAAUCACAAGCAAAAAGUGAUCUACGAGGGGGGAAGACGGUUCUGUGCACUAGGUGUGGCAAGCUUGGGUACACUCAAAAAAACUGCCCACUGCAAACCACCACACACCCUGAUAAGCAUGAUGUACACACGGCGUCAACCAGCCAGUCCCAGCCUCUUCAGGCGAAUGACAAACAGUCACCUUCGCCAAAAAAAGAACCGGCCCCAAAGCCUACCGCUCCCCUAA
Messenger RNA from Capsicum annuum, 885 nucleotides. RefSeq lists its product as uncharacterized. The coding region runs from base 1 to 885 and encodes 294 amino acids. The transcript has a single exon. Lineage: Eukaryota; Viridiplantae; Streptophyta; Magnoliopsida; Solanales; Solanaceae. The record is from RefSeq and is a predicted model, not a curated record.